Molecule: messenger RNA, 6026 nt
Organism: Bacillus rossius redtenbacheri
Lineage: Eukaryota; Metazoa; Arthropoda; Insecta; Phasmatodea; Bacillidae
Product: leucine zipper putative tumor suppressor 2-like
Exons: 10
Coding region: 403-1920 (505 amino acids)
Source: RefSeq, a predicted model, not a curated record
AAGCAGUGGGCGCAACAUCUAGUUCGGCAGGGAAGUGUUGGCGGGACAGUUUUAACCGCUACGGGGACGCGUCAAAAGCAAAAAAACUCUUUCUUCGUCGUUUGAACUGCAGCAGCGAAACGCGUCACGGAGAAAGAAGUGCGUAAGACAAAUAGCUUUUCGGUUGCCGCGUUUACGGAACGAUAAGAAAAAAAAAUCCCGCCAACGGACUUCGCCAUCGGUUUUGAUUUUUCGGAUUGUUUUUGCGUAAUAAAAACGGUCCGUGGCUGCAAGAUUACAUUUCGAAACAGCGUUUUUAUUCAAAAGGGUUCUGCAUGAAGGAUUAACAAGUUGGUGGGCGAGGUCCGGGGAGCGCGGGCGGCCAGGGCGGCCUCCCAGAGACUGCCCCCACGACGAGGGAGCAUGCGGCAUGGAAAUCUUGCGCCCUCCCCAUUCUGCGAAGUGUCGGCCAUCACCAGAAUGUCGCAUGUCCAGCCAGGUGUCAAGCUCGAUCCCGGCGAGGCGGCGCGCGUGGACAGCGGCCACGAGACGCUCUUCUCGGACGACUCGCCCUGCGACCUGGGCGCCACGCCCUCCAGCGGUGUCGGCAGCGCCUCCAGCGGCCAGGGCGCGGACCACACGCCGCCCAAGAUCACGCCCUUCAGCGGCGUGCUCGCCAAGGGCAAGGUGGUGAUCCGGCCCAUCGCCUUCAAGCCGGUGGGCGGCAUGUCUCCGGCCGCGCGGUUCGGCAGCGGCGGUGAGCGCUACGGCUCCACGCCCAUCCUGGCGCGCCCCGGCUCGCACCUCACCCUCUACGGCAGCUCCAGCGACCUGAGACACCCGCACCCCGCCGGCUGCAACUACUCGCUGGACCGCAAGUUCCUGUCGUCGCCGCCGCUCGCCAUGGCGUCGCUGCCGUCGCUGCCGUCGCUGCCGGUAGCCGCGGGCCGAGGCUUCGACGGGUCGCCUGCGCGCGCGCGCGUCUCCAGCGGCGGAGGCAAGCAGUUCCGGCCGGGCGGCUUGCUGCUGGACCCGACGCCCUCGCCCUCCGACUCGGGGCUGGCGGAGCUGGAGGCGGCGCUGAGGGAGCGCGACGCGGAGCUGGCCUACCUGCGGCAGACCAUGGAGCACAACGAGCAGGUCAUCUUCCGCGUGCACCAGGAGAAGGAGCGCGUGUGGGACCGCGAGCUGCGGCGCCUCAAGGCGGCGCACGAGAGCCGCCUGCGCGCCGGCGCCCAGAAGGCGCUGCGCCUCGAGCAGCUGCUCAUGAUGCAGACCUACCAGCUGCAGCAGGACAAGAAGAGGCUGCGCGAGGAGCUGGAGCGGGCCUCGGGCGAGGCGGCCGAGCUCCGCCAGGAGGUGGAGCUGCUGCGAGGCCGGCUGGAGGAGACCGAGUGGGGGCUGUGCCAGAAGACGGGCGAGAUGUCCCUGCUCAAGGCCCAGCUCAAGGACUCCCAGGCCGAGCAGACCUCCAAAGGGCACGAGCUCCUGCAGCUGAAGAGUCAGCUGCGAGACCUGAAGCUGGAGCUGGACCGCUGCAAGGAGCAGGCGGAGGAGACCGACAGGUUACGGGCCGACAACGAGCGGCUGGGGGCGGAGCUGCGGGAGGCCGCUCGGCGGGCGGAGGGGGAGACGGGGGACCCGGGGGAGGAGACCACGACGACCACGACGGAGGACGACGCCGUCGGCCCGGGGCUGGCCGCGGAGCUCCGCCGCCAGAAGGAGGCGUUCGAGCGGGAGCGCGUCACGUGGGCCCAGGAGAAGGAGAAGGUGCUGCGCUACCAGCGGCAGCUGCAGCUGGGCUACGUGCAGAUGUUCCACCGCACCAGGACGCUCGAGUCCGAGGUGGAGAGCCUCUCGGCGCAGCUGCAGCUGGGCUCAGGGUCGGCCCGGAAGAAGCAGCUGCCCGCCAUAGAGAUGGGGCAGACCAUCGAGCUCUGACCUCCCGAGACAACAGGGAACAACGCACACCGAAACUAUGCCAGCUUAGUUUCGACAGUUGCUAGGCCGUAGCAAUUUCACGUCGUCUAAGGGGAUUAAGCCAGGGGAGGGUUUUAGGGGUUCAAAUUUCCCCUCCCCCCCCCCCCUCCUAGCACCAAAUCUUUAAUUAUUUCAUAUUAAAAUUAAUAAAAAUUUUACCAUUACAAUAUUUAAAUUUAAGUACCGAAAACUGCUAAAAUAGCGCUAUUUUACACCUUAUUAAAAUCCAAAUUUUCCAGGGGGAGGAUCCCCCCCGAACCCAUUGCUUUAAUACCGGGGGGGGGGGGGGGGGGGGGGCAUGAUUCUUAACACCCCCCAUACACAAAUCCUGGCUACACCACUGGAUUAAGCUGUGCCAUCUUGGAUGUUAAAUUAUUUUGCAGUGUUACUUUUUUUUUUUUGCUUGAAAUGGCACCUGUUGGUUCAACCUUUUUUUUUUACUCGAGUUACGAUUACGACAGUUAGUUGUGGUUACCCGCAGGAUUUAGUCAGUUAUUUAUUCCAUGUGGUUACAGACUGCAGCCUGUUAUUGAAUGUCAGAUUGUAACAAGGUACAAAAAUGCAGGAAGAUGUAGUUUUGUGCCUUGUCAUGUCACAAAUUUGAGAUACAAAUUAAUAUAAAUAGCUCAUAAUUAAAAUUAGAAAAAAAAAGAUUUGAAAAACCUAAGGUUAUGGGACCAAACCUCCUUGAUAUUGAAAAUUUAACUUCAUUAAGACAUUCAGUACACAAGAAAUUUUCUGAGACAAUGAGGUAAUUUCUAAUAACAGUUUUAUUAUGCAUGUAUUCAUUCCCAAAAAAAUUAAUUCAGUAGGAAUUUCAUAGGUGAAGCCAUUUGUAGCAACCAGCUUUGCAUUUAAUUAUCGCCUGUGAUUUAAUUAAAACAAAUUUUCCAUAGUAAAUUAUCAAAAUAAUUAUGACCUAAAUACUGUUGAAACCAAGAUGGAAUUUAUGGGUUGCAAUAUCUAAACCUAAAUCGUAGCCAGUCUUACAGCUGUUCCAUCAGACAACAUACAUAUGAGGACCAGUAGUUUAACAUUUUGAUGCUUUCUCAAUUGAAGAAAGGCAUUUAACAAGUGUUCAAAUGUGGUCAGAAUAGCUGGAAUAUAUCGUAGCAUCGGUCACCACUUUCACUGCAGUCUAGUUGAACAAGUUUCAAUAUACCUUCAUUUGUUCUUGGACAUUGUGGCUUACUUCUGUUGUUGCAGUUCAUACAUUUACAAAAGUAAAAAAUACAUUUAGUGAAAGUUAUAGCUGCUUUCGAAACUGCAUCCUUCAAUUCUCAACGAGAAUUUUUUGCACUAUGUUUUUUUCAAUGUUAAAUUACGUAUGUACGUACCCGAUCUUGAAUUUUUUCCUCCGUGUCUGUGCUGUGGUUUAAACACUGGCAUAAAGCUGUACUUGGUGGUAUUUACCAGGCCUGAACUUUUUUAAUGGUGUAAUUUGUGCACUUUCACCCGUGUAAUCGAUCGCAACUUCUUACGAAGGAAACAUGUUUGGAAUAUGCAAUAAUUGCUUGUGAUGGUUCUUUUUACAGAGACACAGUUGUACAGUUUUGUUAGUGUAGCGUGAAAACAGUAAAAAUUUGAUGAUACAUCUGUGAUAGUUAAUCUGCAAUACGGUAAUCAUAAAAACCAAAAUUUUAAAAAAAUUAUAUUUUUUUGUUGAGGAAAUAGGUGGAAAGGGUAACUCAGGAGUUGAAAAAAGCAGUUUUCAAUGAUUAUAUGAAGACUACAUACAUAAAAUUAAAAUAAUAUUACCUAUGUUAAAAAAAAUAUUUGAAUCUCAUAAAUAUUAUAUUUUGUUUCAAUAUCUCCUAAUUAAGUUACGCAUCUCAUUGCAUUCCUAUUAUGAUACACACUAGUUCAGUGUCAUUGCAAAACUAGCUAUUAAAUUUUUAAUCAAUUUUUCUACUGUUCAGAAUUUCAAAAAAAAAUACGUACUUUACAGUCAAGUGAACCCUUUUUACAUUGGAUCCUAAAAAUACUGACCCUAAAGCAGUGUUGAACUGAUUGGAAUUCGUAGCCCUUCUGGUCAACAUCUGGUUACAGGCCUGAUUAUGUUCAUCAGAACUAAAACUGUUUAGCUACUUAGCAUCCUGUACGCAACAAGAACACAGCGUACUGCAGAUAACGUUUCCUGAGAAGUUGUCUUUAUUACACUGGGAGUUGAAGAGUGCUGCUCAUAUGUCCGGCUUCUUACAUUUGUUUACGUCAAAUGUGAUUGUGUGCGUCUCAGUUCCAGUACUCUGUGCUUUAGGUUCGUGUGGUCGUUCCACACAACUUUUUAAGCAGCACGCUGAAACGAGGGUUCUUGCUUUUCUUGAACAGUCUUCGUUGUUUUUUUUUUUUUAAGACCUUGUAAGAUUAGUCAAGGUAUUUUUGUAUGUUGUUUCCUUAUCAUUUCCAAGAUUAGAGAAUUUGCCUCGUACCAAAUGUAUCUAUAUAAAUGCUUAACACAUAUGUAUAGUGCCUGAUGAUUAACAUACAUUAACAUAAAGCCAUGGGGUACACCAUGUGUAUAAUAGUUGUAACACAUAUUGUGUCUAGUGUCGCAGAAUUUUUUUUGUUUGUAAAUAACCUCCUUACAGAAAACUGAACACCAAUGUUAUGAAAGCUCUACAGCAGACAAUACCUUUAAAGGAAACCUUAAAAUAUAGUUAAAUUUUGUUCUGUUUGUGCAAACAUUAUUCUACAGUGUGUCCUAUAACUCAACGUCUAGCCGAGAGCAGUUGAUCUGCUAAUUAAUUACGGUUCAGAUUAAAAAAAAAUCAAAAAGUGUUUUAGGUUUUCAGUUGUAAGCAUUAAUUUCAAAGUUUUUUAAUCCCCACCAUCCACCGAAUUAUUAGAUACUGUGACUAAAAAUUUUUGCUAUGCAAUCAUAAAUACUUAAACCUUUGAUUGAUAACAAUUCAAAAUGAAAUCAAACAUGACAUACUUUUGCGGUAGAAAACCUCUUUGCACGAAUAUGCAGCAGCAAUAAUUUAUAAUUGGAUAACUUUGACUAUUAACACUGUAAAUAAAAUUGACUUUGCUAACUUAGCAAGUUAUUUAAAAACAUGGAAAAUUAAAGCAAAAAACUAGUCAAAAUUACCUGAUUUAAAAUUGUUGCCGCAAAAAUGUUUCCAUAAACGCAUAGCAUCUCUGAUUUUAUUUUAAAUAGUUAUUAUCAGUAAGAUUAUUUAUUAUUUCAUCACAAAAAUAUUUUGUCACAGUAUCUAAUAAUAUGAUGCAGAGUGGGUUUGAAAAAAUGCCUGUAGCUCAAAAACUAAUUUUUUUUUUUAAAUGUUAGUUUUUUGAUUCAGAACCAUAAUUCACUGGUUUGUCAAAGUUUUUCCAAUGAGCAAUGUACAGUACAUAUUUUUUUUUGCAAAUUAGCUCUCACAAUGGGAUGAGUGUCAUGGAUUCUCUUCUUCUUGUUAAAAUUUCAUAUCAGUGCCAUUUCUCAAACAUACCACGAACAUGUUUCGAGGUAUGAAAUCUCUCCUAUGAGAAGGUAGAUAUGUCAUUAAUUUGUAAAUUUAUGCAUUAGUAUAUCUGAGUCUUAUGUAAAUUUUAUUGAAAAGUUUUGGAAGUACCACUGUAAAAAUAAAUGAAGUAAUGUUUUGUUGUAAAUUAAUGUAUGUAGCUAGUGUUUUGUACAGAAUUUAGCUAAACACCAUCUGUAACAUAUCGCGUACCUAAUUGAAGGAAUUUAACGAUACUCGAUACAUCAGGAUUAAUUUUUUAUUGAAAAUCUGAAGAGUAAUGUAGCAUACUUGUAACUUGUAAAAUUACAAACUGGGCAGUAAUGUUUUAAUUUCAAUACAGUUUAUGCACAAAGUUGAUUUACCAUAAAAUGUCUUCUCAGUAUUUAGGAUAAAUGCUUGUUUCAGAAAUUAAUGUUUAUAUUUUUUUAAUAGAAAUGUAAAAUAACAUUACUCUUUGAUUAAAAGUGAUAUAAUACAAAGUCUUGCUAUGUUUGCAUUCUAUUUUUCAAGUUCAAGUUUCUGGACUGAAUCAGAAAUGAUAGUAUUUAUUUAUUGUAUAGUUGUUUUGUAUGAUAUAAAGCAACAGUGAUAAUUAUACAA